AUAUCCUCAGUAUAUCAUUCCUUCAAUCAUUCUGUAUGCUUCUACUUGCUCUGAUCACACAAACUGCAAUUCACUGACUCCAAAAAGACGGGACCCAUGGCUCCUUUCCUCCACCUCUUCCUCCUCCUCUCUGCCGUCGCCACCCCAAUCACUGCUACUUCAGCCUACCCUUCCAUCCCCGGCACUGAUGCAGAGGACUGCAAGAUCUCCUCUGGAGAUGGAAGUCCGGUCCCUAUUCGGCGAGAAGUGUAUGGUGGCGGGAGAAUCUUUGAUAUCACCCACCGUUACACGACCGACUUACCGUCAUGGCCCUCGGAUGAUGGGAUGGGCCAGUUCCUCUGGCUCCCUGCCAGUAUGAAGAACGGCUCUCUCGCUAAUAACUCCGAAAUGAAGAUGGCGACGCACUCCGGUACCCAUCUGGAUGCGCCAGGGCAUAUGAUUGACCGCUAUUUUGACGCUGGGUUUGAUGUCGAUACCCUUGAUCUCGAAGUGCUUAAUGGUCCAGCUUUGUUAGUUGAUGUUCCAAGAGACAGCAACAUUACGGCUAAAGUCAUGGAAUCUCUAAAAAUUCCUAAGGGGGUUCGUCGUGUGCUUUUCAGAACAUUAAAUACUGAUAGGCGGCUUAUGUAUAAAAAGGCGUUUGACUCCAGCUACGUUGCAUUUACAACAGACGGUGCAAAGUGGUUGGUAGAGAACACUGACAUCAAACUUGUUGGAGUUGAUUACUUAUCAGUAGCAUGUGAUGAUGAUUUGGUACCAGCUCAUCUUGAAUUUUUUGAAGGAAGGGAAAUCAUUCCUGUGGAAGCCCUAAAACUCGACGAUGUCCCUGCUGGACUAUAUACCGUCCACUGCUUACCUCUGAGGUUGCUUGGUGCUGAAGGUUCGCCUGUAAGAUGCAUUCUCAUAAAAUGAUGCUUGCAUGUUUCCCUCUGCCAUCUUAGAGAUUGCUUGCAGUAACAAGCUUCAUGCCCUUUCAUUUGAUGUGAGUUUCUUGCUUUUAAUUAUCCUAUGUACUAUAGUUAAAAAUAAAAAUUAGUGUGUAACCCUAUGAAAAACAAGGUCCAGACACUGUAUGUACCAUGGAGUAAGCAGCUGGUUAUGUAUCUUGGUGGCAGCCUGUAUAUGGCACAAGAAAAUGACAGCAAGGAGAAAAUAAGCCCAUGGAUUCAAAUAGUAAAUAUUGUAUUUGCCUUUUCUUUUGAGAUCUCUUCGGUUGGAUGUGGGAUAAUUUUGAUAUUAAGUGACUCAUUUUUAUUUAAUAAUUUAUAUUGUGUAAU
Rubroshorea leprosula is the source of this 1277-nucleotide messenger RNA. NCBI's taxonomy places the organism in Eukaryota, Viridiplantae, Streptophyta, Magnoliopsida, Malvales, Dipterocarpaceae. The record is from the annotation of a GenBank genome assembly.